Penicillium canariense is the source of this 1269-nucleotide messenger RNA. Its product is annotated as glycosylphosphatidylinositol-alpha 1,4 mannosyltransferase I. Gene Ontology annotation, biological process: GPI anchor biosynthetic process. Gene Ontology annotation, molecular function: alpha-1,4-mannosyltransferase activity; GPI mannosyltransferase activity. Gene Ontology annotation, cellular component: glycosylphosphatidylinositol-mannosyltransferase I complex; membrane. The record is from RefSeq and is a predicted model, not a curated record. The transcript has 3 exons. The coding region runs from base 1 to 1269 and encodes 422 amino acids. NCBI's taxonomy places the organism in Eukaryota, Fungi, Ascomycota, Eurotiomycetes, Eurotiales, Aspergillaceae.
AUGGCCCUUUUCGACUCCACUCCGCGAGUCUUUCUGGCUGCCACGGCUCUACGCCUGGUCCUGCUCCUCUACGGUGGAUGGCAAGACGCCAACUCCGCCGUGAAAUACACCGAUAUCGACUACAUGGUGUUCACGGAUGCAUCCCGCUUUGUCGCCAGGGGCCAGUCACCCUAUGCGCGUGACACCUAUCGCUAUACGCCGCUUCUGGCGUGGAUGCUCGUUCCAACUGCAUGGGGGGUAUCGGGGCCUCUGGCCUCGGCGGCUUUUGCAUUCGGCAAGAUCCUCUUUGCUCUUGCGGAUGUCUUGGCCGGAUGGCUCGUUGUUCAGCUCCUGUGCCGGAACUACCACUUCUCCACUGAGCGGGCGCUCCGUUAUGUCGCGGCUGCAUGGCUCUGGAACCCGAUGGUGGCGAACAUCAGCACCCGCGGCAGCUCCGAGGGCCUGCUCGGCGUGCUGGUUGCAGCGUUGCUCUGGGCUACUUUGACUAGAAGACCUGUGACGGCGGGAAUUAUCCUUGGAUUGGCUGUUCACUUCAAGAUCUACCCCUUUAUUUACGGAUCUUCGAUUCUCUGGUGGUGGGAUGCCCAGCGUGACGGUGCGCCUGCUCCGAAAGACUCCACGCUAAUCUCACGGGUGCUCGGUUUCAUCACCCCAUCGCGCGUGGUGCUGACUGUGUCUGCGCUUGUCACUUUUACUGCCUUAAAUGCGAUCAUGUACUUCCAGUACGGCAUGCCGUUCUUGCACCACACCUUCUUCCACCACCUAACGCGCAUUGAUCAUCGGCACAAUUUCUCCCCGUAUAGCACCCUGCUCUACCUUGCCUCUGCAGGCGGAGCAAACUAUCGCUUCGAAACACUUGCAUUCCUACCUCAACUUGUGCUUGCUGUCGUUGCUAUUCCAUUGGUUCUUGCGAAGAAGAGCCUGGCAACUGCCAUGCUUGCUCAGACCUUUGCUUUCGUUACUUUCAACAAAGUGUGCACCAGCCAGUACUUUCUGUGGUAUCUCAUUCUCCUCCCGUUUUACCUGCCUUCCUCUUCCCUUAUUCGCAAGCCCGCACUGGGCAUCUCGGCUGCCCUUCUCUGGGUUCUUGGUCAGGCUCUUUGGCUCUCACAGGGUUACAACCUGGAGUUUCUAGGUCUCUCUGCUUUUGUGCCGGGUCUGUUCCUGGCUUCGCUUUUCUUUUUUGGCGUCAAUGUCUGGAUCCUUGGCAUCAUCAUCCGCGAUGGAGGCGAGAGUGAAGAUGGGAAAACAGAAUUCAAGCCCGUGUAG